CUGUAUUUUUUUCGUUCAAUUCGACAUUGUGUAAUUGCCGAUAUUGGAAAAAUUUAUCUCUUGUUUUGUUUUAUGUAAAAAGUUUUGUUUGAAAUUAAUAAAAAUUUAAAAAAUUGUAUAUAUUUCAAUGAAAUUAAAAAAUGGAUAUUAUCGCAAGAAUUAUUAUAAAUUAUAACUAUAAUUAUAAAAAAACAAUAAUUUUAAGGUUAUGUAAUAAAUUAUAUUAUACAAAUACGAAUAAUUACAUAUGGACUUUAAAUAACUUUAUAAAAAACUGUAAAUACUUUCUUCCAUAUCAUGCGUUUACAACAAUUGCAGUUAAUGAAACCGUUCAAAAUAAAUCUAUAUCAAAAAAUCAUUAUUUAUUUGAACAUCAAAUCAUACAUUCGUAUUUUGAAAAUUCAGUACAUUAUAAUGGUACAAUUUUUCCACGUAUUAAAACAUAUGCAAAAGUUAUAUCUAAAGAUAUAAAUAAUUUGAAAAUUACAAAUUGGUCCAAUGAAUCCGCAAAUAAAAUUUUUAAAGCUAUUAAAAAAUUGACAUAUUAUUAUUUAAGUGAUUCAAAAUUAUUAAGUUUAUCAAUUUAUGACGACAUUUUGAGAGGUUGUAUUAAACAAUUAACAGUAUUAGAAAAUCAGCAAAUAAUGAUAUUAAUGCAAUGUUUAAUUGUAUUAAAUGAUGUAAUAAAAGAAACAAGUUCUUAUACCAAGUUUAUGAAAGAAUUAAAUAAAGAAUGUUUAAAACGGUUUUAUCCAUCAAAUACUAAGAAACUAUUAUUAAUGAGUGAUGCAUUCUAUCAAUUUCAAGAUAAAAAUUCUGAUUUUUUAUUUCGUGCAAUAAGAAAAUUAAGCUCGAAAAAUCUUUCUGCAAAAUCACUAGUUCAAAUGUUAUUUUAUUUAAAUUUAACUCAUAUAGGAUCAGCUAUAAAUAUGUUUGAAAUUGAAUAUCAGGUAGAACAAUAUAUGCCUGAUCUUGUUGUAAAUGAAUUAGGUAUAAUAGCAAGAAGUUUUUUUUUACAAAAAAGAAGAAUUAGAAAUAAAACUUUACUACCACUUAUAAUGAAAAAAGUUUCUCAAAAUACUAAUAACUUGGAUAGCAUAACUUUAGCAUCAAUUAUGAAACUUAUUAGGUAUAGCGAUUGUGUUCACUGUAAAGAAGAAUUUCAAAUAUUAUUGAAAAGUUUACAUGAUAUAAUACCAAAUUUAUCAUUAAAAUGUUUAGUCCACAUAGCACAUGCAUUUGGGAGUUUACACGUAUAUGAUGAAAUUUUAACAAAUAAAAUUAUAGAAAGAAUAAUAACUCAAAUACAAAAUGCAAGAUUAAAAGAUAUUGAAAGAAUUAUUUAUAGUAUAUGUACCAUUGCUCCUAAUACAAAUUACUAUACUGAUAUGUAUGAAAAAUUGAUUAAAGAAAUAACAACAACUUAUAAAACAACCAGAGCAUAUGAAAUUGAGAUAUUUCCAACAACACUUGUACGUAUUCUUACAUUCUUAACAAUGAAAAAUAUAUAUAUACCAGAAUUAAUUCAAUAUAUAUUUGAACCUAACUUUAUGCAAAAGAUAUAUAAAAAUAAUUUAAAAUUAAUAACAAAUGAAUGGUUAGUUUUACAUUGUUCAGUUAAAAUAGAAUUGCCUUAUUACCAAGGGCCAAUGCUAAAUAAUAAUAUGUAUAAAUAUUUAACAAAGAAAUUUUAUUAUAAUGAUGAUGUUUAUAGAAAGGAUAAUAUUAUAAAAUUAAAAACUGAAAUUGUAGAUUUAUGCAAGACAAAAUUGGGAAUAAAUGUAUAUGUUGAUUACAUUUUACCUCAUUAUCCAAAUAGAGAAAUUAUUUUUGGUAUGGAUAAAUAUAAUAAUUUUGUUGAUAUUGAAUAUAUUUUAUCAGAAAUGGAAACAAACACAAUUAAAAGUGUUAAAAAUAAAUUGGAGAACAUAAGUUGGAAAAUUUUAUUUAUAUUAUCAAAUCUAGGAAAUGUAUUAGGUCAUAAUGAUUAUAAUGGAUAUAUACAAAGACAAGUCAGACAACUUAAAACUAUUGGAUAUGAACCAAUUCUAAUUAAUCAAAAUGAAUGGAUUUUAUAUUCUCAAGACGAAAAAAUAGAAUAUUUAAAACAAUUA
Messenger RNA from Apis mellifera (honey bee), 2114 nucleotides. RefSeq lists its product as uncharacterized. The annotation marks the transcript as partial. NCBI's taxonomy places the organism in Eukaryota, Metazoa, Arthropoda, Insecta, Hymenoptera, Apidae. The record is from RefSeq and is a predicted model, not a curated record. The transcript is spliced from 7 exons.